Vespula pensylvanica (western yellowjacket) is the source of this 1812-nucleotide messenger RNA. Its product is annotated as basic proline-rich protein-like. The transcript has 3 exons. The annotation marks the transcript as partial. NCBI's taxonomy places the organism in Eukaryota, Metazoa, Arthropoda, Insecta, Hymenoptera, Vespidae. The record is from RefSeq and is a predicted model, not a curated record.
AUGCCGUCCACGGCAGGCCACGCCACCCCCGGGCCCCGAAAAGGCCGCCCACGCAAGACCACGCCACCCCCGGGCCCCGGAAAUGCCGGCAACUCCACUGCCGGGCCCCUGAACGGCCGGCCACGCCACCCCCGGGACCCGGAAAGGCCGUCCACGCCAGGCAACGCCACACUCGGACCACGGAAAGGCCGGCCACGCCAGGCCACGCCACCCCCGGGCACCGGAAAGGCCGUCCACGCCAGGCCACGCCGCCUCCGAGCCCCGGAGAAGCCGGUCACGCAGGCCUCGCCACCCCCGGGCGCCGGAAAUGCCGGCCACGCCACCCCCGGGAACCGGAUAGGCCGGUCACGCCAGACCACGCCAACCCCGGGCCCCGGAAAGGCCGGCCACGCCAGGCCACGCCACCCCCGGGCCCCGGAAAGGCCGGCCACGCCAGGCCACGCCACCGUCGGGCCACCGAAAGGACGCCCCGGAAAGGCCGGCCACGCCACCCCCGUGCACCGGGAAGGCCGGCCAUCCCACCCACGCCACCCCCGUGCACCGGGAAGGCCGGUCAUCCCAGGCCACGCCAACCCAGGGCAGCGGCAAGGACGGCCACAUCAGGCCACGCCACCCCACGGCCCCGGAAAGCCCGGCCACGCCAGGCCACGCCACCCCCAAGCCACGGAAAGACCGGCCACGCCACCACCGGUCCCCGGAAAGGCGGGCCACGCCAGGCCAUGCACCCGCGGGCCCCGGAAAUGCAGUCCACGGCAGGCCACGCCACCCCCGGGCCCCGAAAAGGCCGCCCACGCCAGACCACGCCACCCCCGGGCCCCGGAAAUGCCGGCAACUCCACUGCCGGGCCCCGGAACGGCCGGCCACGCCACCCCCGGGACCCGGAAAGGCCGUUCACGACAGGCCACGCCACACCCGGACCACGGAAAGGCCGGCCACGCCAGGCCACGCCACCUCCGAGCACCGGAAAAGCCGGUCACGCAGGCCUCGCCACCCCCGGGCGCCGGAAAUGCCGGCCACGCCACCCCCGGGACCCGGAUAGGCCGGCCACGCCAGGCCACGCCAACCCGGCCCCCGGAAAGGCCGGCCACUCCAGGCCAUGCCCCCCCGGGCCCCGGAAAUACCGGCUACGAGAGGGCACGACACCCCCGGUCCCCGGAAAGGCCGGCCACGGUAAGGUCGGCUACGCCAGGCCACGCCACCCCCUCACCCCGGAAAGGCUGGCCACGCCAGGCCACGCCACCCCCGGGCCCCGGAAGUGCCGGCCACGCCAUCCCCGGCCACGGAAAUACCGGCCACGCCACCUCCGGGCCCCGCAGAAGCCGGCCACGCCAGGCCACGCCACCCCCGGACCCGGAUAGACCGGCCACGCCAGGCCACGACACCCCCACCACGCCACCCCCGGGCCCCGGAAAUGCCGGCAACUCCACUGCCGGGCCCCGGAACGGCCGGCCACGCCACCCCCGGGACCCGGAAAGGCCGUCCACGCCAGGCCACGCCACACCCGGACCACGGAAAGGCCGGCCACGCCAGGCCACGCCACCCCCGGGCACCGGAAAGGCCGUCCACGCCAGGCCACGCCACCUCCGAGCACCGGAAAAGCCGGUCACGCAGGCCUCGCCACCCUCGGGCGCCGGAAAUGCCGGCCACGCCACCCCCGUGCACCUGGAAGGCCGGCCAUCCCAGGCCACGCCACCCCAGGGCAGCGGCAAGGCCGGCCACGCCAGGCCACGCCACCCCCGGGACCCGGAAGUUCCGGCCACGCCACCCCCGGCCACGGAAAUGCCGGCCACGCCAGCGCCGGGCCCCGGAAGG